AUGCGAGACGAGCUGCGUCGGCAUCAAAGCCUCGGCUCGGAGGAACCACAGAUAAAAUUCAAUGAGGCCCCGUUUGACGCCAUCUUUGACGUGGGCGAUGAACUUGGCAGUGGACAGUUUGCUGUGGUGAGAAAAGUGGUAAAGAAAUCAACGGGUGAAGAAUUUGCGGCGAAAUUCAUCAAGAAACGACGCUAUGCGACUUCGAGGCGUGGCGUCACCAGGGCGAACAUCGAACGAGAGGUGUCCGUACUGCGGACCGUGGGCGGUCACAGCAAUGUUAUCGAACUGCACGAGGUCUACGAAACCCCAAGUGACGUCAUUCUAGUACUUGAACUGGUGUCCGGCGGUGAGCUGUUCGAUCAUGUCUGCGCUAGGGAAUGUCUGGACGAGGUCGAAGCGGCAGCUUUCGUCCGUCAGAUUCUUCUCGGCAUCAAGCACCUUCACAGCCUUCACAUCGUCCAUCUCGAUAUCAAGGUAUUAUUUUAUUUCGCAAGCUGUUCUGUUGAUUGCGAAAAUUCCAGUGCAGUAGCAAAUAGCGCUGAGAAUGAAUUUUCAUUGAGAAUUUUCCCUGCGCAAACACGAUCUUGCAUAACUACCUGA
Messenger RNA from Cooperia oncophora, 600 nucleotides. The record is from the annotation of a GenBank genome assembly. Lineage: Eukaryota; Metazoa; Nematoda; Chromadorea; Rhabditida; Trichostrongylidae.